AUGAGAGUUGUAAUUGUCGGCGCCACAGGCGAAACCGGACGAUCCAUCGUGGACGGUCUGGUCACUUCAGACGUCAAUUACGAUAUUACUGCUCUUAUACGUCCCCCUUCCCUGGAGAAACCCGCCGUCCAGAGUUUAAAGGCUCGCGGGGUCAAGAUCGUCGGGGCAGAUCUUCAAGGGCCCCACGAUGAUCUCGUCGACCUCCUGAAAGGAGUGGACAUAGUUAUCUCUACCAUCAACUACCAGUCGCUUAAUGAUGAGAUUUAUCUAUCAAAUGCCGCCAAGGCCGCAGGUGUGAAACGAUACGUACCCUGCUUCUGGGCCACGGUUGGACCACGAGGGAUUAUGCAGCUACGUGAUACAAAAGAGCAGAUACUCGAUCACAUCCAUCGUCUCCGUCUUCCCUACACCGUCAUUGAUGUCGGGUGGUGGUACCAGAUCGCACUCCCACGCAUCCCUUCCGGCCGCUUCGACUACGGUCUGUUGGCACCGCAGAACAAGAUUUUCGGUGCUGGAGAUGUUCCAUCCGCUUUGACAGACGUCCGUGACGUGGGAACAUACGCUGCGAAGAUCAUUAGCGACCCACGUACCCUAAAUAAGAAGGUCUUCGCCUUCACUGAAACCCUAACGCAAAACCAACUUUUUGGAUUGGUUGAGUCCAUGACUGGUGAAAAACUGGAGAUAACCAAGGUUCCGGCAGCCGAGGUUGAGGCCAAGGUUGCUGAAGCAAGGAAGCCUGGUGCUGGCAUCAACCAAGCGCUGGCCGAAUACGAGUACUACAAUUCGUGGGGUAUACGUGGUGAUAACACUCCAGAGUGUGCUAGAUACCUAGGAUACCUGAUUCUUGACGACCUGUAUCCAGGUUUCAAGGGUCGAACUAUUGGCAAAUUUAUACAAGAGGCUCUCGAUGGAAAGGCCGUCAAAGUGUACAGCCAAUGA
This is a messenger RNA of Penicillium maclennaniae, 939 nucleotides long. RefSeq lists its product as uncharacterized. The transcript has 4 exons. NCBI's taxonomy places the organism in Eukaryota, Fungi, Ascomycota, Eurotiomycetes, Eurotiales, Aspergillaceae. Bases 1 to 939 code for a protein of 312 amino acids. The record is from RefSeq and is a predicted model, not a curated record.